Manihot esculenta (cassava) is the source of this 2709-nucleotide messenger RNA. RefSeq names its product receptor-like protein EIX2. The coding region runs from base 1 to 2709 and encodes 902 amino acids. The transcript is spliced from 2 exons. Gene Ontology annotation, molecular function: protein binding. Lineage: Eukaryota; Viridiplantae; Streptophyta; Magnoliopsida; Malpighiales; Euphorbiaceae. The record is from RefSeq and is a predicted model, not a curated record.
AUGGAAACAUCAUCUCUUCUUCACACAUUUGUUACAGUCAUCUGUUUGAUGACAGGAUGGCUUGCCGAUUAUGGCAAUGCCCAGUUAGUGAAUUGCAAAGCAUCUGACAGAGAAACUCUUAUUGACUUCAAAAACGAACUCGUGGAUCCAAAGAACCUGCUCUCAUCAUGGGAAGGGAGCAAUUGCUGUCAAUGGUGGGGAGUAGGUUGCAACAAUUGGACAGGAGAUGUUAUUGUUGUUGAUAUCCACAACCCAGAUAAAGUUCCAGAAAGCUACCUUAGUCAUAACAUCUUUCACUCAUUCCCUCAAUGGCUUGUGAACGUCACCAGCCUCAUGUACAUUGAUCUCAGCUUUAACUCCAUUUGGGAUAGCAUUCCAGUUGGUUUUACCAAGCUGCCAAAUCUGCGGUUCUUGAAUCUUAGGGGCAACGGUCUCAUGGCCAGCACCUAUCAAUUGUUCGAGGAGAGUUGGAGCAAAAUAGAAGUUAUUCAAUUGGGAUUCAAUUUUGUGCAGGGUAAGCUACCACCUUCUAUUGGAAACAUGACAUCUCUCACUCAUCUUGCUUUGCCAGGCAAUAGUAUAGAGGGCAACAUUCCGAACUCAAUUUUCAAGCUUUGCAGUCUGGAAUAUCUUGAUUUAUCAUAUAAUAAUCUAACAGGAAGUUUACCUGAACACCUUGAAGGGACAAAGUAUUAUCUUUAUGAAAGUCCAUUGCCUCAUUUGCAGAACUUGGUGUUGACCAGAACUCGUUUGGUUGGUAUAUUACCAAAUUGGUUGGGUCAACUUCAAAAUCUUGUUCAACUAAAUUUGGAUUCCAAUUUCUUCCAUGGUUCUGUCCCUGCUGCUUUUGGGACAUUGAGACAUUUAGCUGUCCUGAUACUUAAACAGAAUGAACUGAAUGGAACUCUUCCAAAUAACUUGGGGCAGAUCUCAAACUUGUCCAUCCUAGAUGUCUCUUCCAAUCGUUUGACUGGAACACUCCCUGAUAGUUUGGGCAAGCUUUCUGAAUUGUCAUUCCUAGAUGUUUCUUCCAAUUGUCUCACUGGUAUUGUCUCUGAAUCUCAUUUUGCAAAGCUAACAAAGAUCAAAGUCCUAAGCUUUUCUUGGAAUUCUUUCAUUUUCAAAAUUAGUCCUAAUUGGGAUCCACCAUUUCAAGUUGAGUCCCUCAUGCUGUCUUCAUGUCGUUUAGGUUCAUUUCCAGGAUGGCUUAAAUCACAAAGGCAUCUUCUUGAUCUGGAUUUAUCAAAUGCUAAUAUGUCAGGCCCUAUACCCAGUUGGUUUUGGGAUAUUUCUGGCAACCUCUCUUUGUUAAACUUUUCUUCCAAUUCAUUAUGGGGUCAAUUACCAAAUAAAUUCAAAGUACAUUUUAAUGCAUUCACUGAUUUGAGUUUCAAUCUCCUUGAAGGGCCAAUUCCUCUUCCAACUAACCAAAUUAUAAUUUUAAAUCUUUCUCAUAACAAUUUUUCUGGCCCUAUCCCAGAAAAUAUUGGUGACUUGUCAUUCCUUAGCUUCUUUUCUCUUGCAAAUAACCAAAUUUCUGGUGAAAUCCCAACAUCUAUAGCAAGUGUCAUUGACCUUCCAAGGAACACUUUAACAGGAAGCAUUCCUAAGAGUAUAGGCAAUUGCCUUUACCUGGAGGUCCUUGAUCUUCAGAACAACAAUUUAUCUGGAAAAAUUCCAAGGUCUUUGGGUCAGUUAUCUGAUCUUCAAACAUUGCAUCUGAGGGACAACAUGAUCACAGGAAAACUCCCUUCGUCUUUCAAAGGUUUGUGGAGUUUGGAAACUCUGGACCUUGGAUACAAUAGAUUAAUAGGCAAAAUCCCACAAUGGCCUGGAGAUGCUUUUCCAUAUCUAAAAGUUCUUAGCUUGAGAUCCAAUGCCUUUUCAGGAAAAAUUCCUUCUGCACUUUUGAAUUUGACUUCUUUGAAAAUCCUGGAUCUAGCAGAAAAUCAGCUGAGUGGAAGCAUUCCUCCAGGAAUGAGUAAUCUCAAAGCCAUGACUCAAGAACAAAAUAUUAAGCAGGAUUUAAUUUAUGGUGGGGUGGCUGGUGUCUAUUAUGAAGAAAAUGUAAUUGUGAAUACGAAAGAAAGGACUCUUUCCUUUCUAACUUGCAUAGACCUUUCAGGGAACAAUUUUCAUGGGGAGUUCCCACAUGAAGUAACAAAAUUGGCAGGAUUGGUGGUUUUGAACUUGUCAAGGAAUCAAAUCAGUGGUCAAAUUCCCCAGAGCAUUUCAGAAUUGCAUCAGUUGGCAUCACUUGAUCUAUCAUGUAAUAUGUUUUCUGGUCCAAUUCCUUCAAGCAUCAUCUCAAUGUCCUUUCUGGAGUUCUUGAACAUGUCAUACAAUAAUUUCUUUGGAAGAAUCCCUUACGCAGGACAAAUGUCAACUUUUGAGGCGUCUUCUUUUUCCGGGAAUCCUGGACUUUGUGGUGCUCCUCUUGCUGUUGAAUGUUCUGAUUCUGGUCCACCUAUUCCAAGAAUCAAUGGUGAGAUUGAUAAUGGCGAUGGUUACAUUGUUGAUAAGUGGAUUUACCUUGCCAUUGGGCUGGGAUUUGCAGCUGGUGUGCUGAUUCCUUAUCUGCUUAUGGCAUUUAAAAGGACUUGGAGCUACAUGUACUUUGAUUCUGUGGACAAAGUUGCUGAUGCAUUAUUAUAUUUGGGUUGCAAAACAUCAGCUUGUUUUAGGAACCAUUGUUAUCAUCGACGUUAA